AUGAGUUUCGGUAAAUGGCCGAACCUGGCCCGAGCAGGACAAACUUUGCUUCUGCUCGAAGCCGGCACCGACCUCGGCGACAACAGGAACUACUCCGAAAUCAUCAACUUCAAUCUCGCGGGUAACGACGAAAAAUCUCGAUGGGACUUCUUUAUCAAGCAUUCGAACGACGAGGAGCGUGAAGCCAAGUACGAGAAGAUGACAUGGCGCAAGACUGACGGCUCCUUCUACGUCGGCCUCGAACCUCCCGAGGGUGCGAAGAGACUGGGCAUCUACUACCCUCGGGCCGCAACUUUGGGUGGGUGCGCCAUGCACAACGGUGGUGUAUGCACGCUGCCGGCUGACGAUGAGUGGGAUGCCAUCGCGGAGCUCACGGGCGACGACGGUUGGCUCACCAGCAACAUGCGCAAAUAUUUCGAGAAGAUGGAAGCGAACGAGUACCUCCCAGUUGGUACUGCCGAACACGGGUUCACCGGCUAUGUCAACACGACGAUCGGUGACCCGGCCUUCAUGGAACAAAGCUCUGACGUGCAAAAAAUUGCUAGCGAGAUCAUCAAGUUGACCGGAGGUGAUGCGGCGCGAGACAUCAACGCGUGUGAUCCAGAGCGAGAUCAAUCCACCGGAGUUUUUGGCCUCGUCAGCCACGCCGACAAGUUUGGGAAACGAGCUGGUACCAAUACGUAUAUCCGGAAAACUUUAGCCGACCCAGCCAAGUUCCCAUUGACGGAACCUACUGCGAUCGGUGUCGAGUUCCUCGAGGGACCUUACCAGUACGAGGCUGAUCCACGGUAUAACGGCACAAAAGGCGAGCUCGGCCAGGUCUUCGCCAACAAGGAAAUAAUCAUCUCCGGAGGGUCGUUCAACUCUCCACAGAUACUCAAGCUUAGCGGUAUCGGGCCCGCCGACGAACUGGAGAAGUUCGAUAUCCCCCUCGUGAAGGACCUGCCUGGGGUGGGCGAGAGACUGGCCGACAACUACGAGGCAAGUGUGCUGUCACUCGCAAGUAAGCCGCUGAACGGGUCGGCAGCACCGGUCGCUGUCCUCCUGAAGACGCCCACAGCUCGCAAGAAUAGGAACGUCCACGCCUGGUGCGCUUCCUUCUCCUUCGAAGGGUUUUACCCGGGUUUCCCAACCAACUAUGGCCCAGCUGAAUAUGAAAAUGCCGAGAUCAACCUCAACUUCUUCGAGGAGGGCGGCGACGAGGACCUGACGGAGAUAUCAGACGGCGUGAAGAAGGACUACAUUAAGUUGCAGGCGUACUCGCAUUACGCCACGAGUACAUGCGCCAUCGGCCCUGCCGAGGACAAGAUGGCUGUCUUGGACUCCAAGUUCAGGGUCCACGGGGUCAAGAACCUGCGCGUCGUUGAUGCUUCGGCCUUUCCGUCCGUCCCUGGCGCAUUUUCUGUAUGCCCUACCUUCAUGCUCGGCGAGAAAUCCUCCGCGGAUAUCCUUACGGAGGUUGCAACUGGUGCCCCGUCUUGA
Molecule: messenger RNA, 1482 nt
Organism: Anthostomella pinea
Lineage: Eukaryota; Fungi; Ascomycota; Sordariomycetes; Xylariales; Xylariaceae
Source: the annotation of a GenBank genome assembly